This is a messenger RNA of Trichoderma citrinoviride, 1266 nucleotides long. RefSeq names its product glycosyltransferase family 69 protein. The record is from RefSeq and is a predicted model, not a curated record. The transcript is spliced from 2 exons. Lineage: Eukaryota; Fungi; Ascomycota; Sordariomycetes; Hypocreales; Hypocreaceae. Bases 1 to 1266 code for a protein of 421 amino acids.
AUGCGUGGGAGAUUGUUGACGCUGGCAGCUCCUUUGAUCGCGGCCUUCAUCGUCGCGACAACUCUGUUUAUGGGAAGGGAUCGAUUUGUGCGACCUUCGAUCCGACAUGACGCUGAUGUUGGAACGCCAAAGACAGCGGAGUUGAAGCCUGUGCUUGAUGGUGCCAUCUUACCGGCCGCCAACAUCACACAAUACCUCGAGGCGAUCCUGACACCAGAGCUUUCAAGGUUACCAAACCUAGAAUGCCCAGCCAUCAACACUACGCGAUAUGGCGAGCUCAAGAGCACACGCUCCUCAGGUCCAGCCAUUCAAUACUUCUUCGCCCUCGACCUGCGGCAAAACUUGCCAUUGCUACCUCGGCUGAUAGGCAGCAUUGUCGAGGCUAUUCGUUUUCUCGGUCCGUCACAAUGUGUGCUGUCCGUUGUCGAGGGCAACUCUCCCGACGGUACCGCCGAUGUACUUGGUGCUCUCCGGCCAGCACUCGAGAGUAUGGGAGUCAGAUAUUACCCCGAGUCAUCUGCGAUUGAUCCGAGCAAGGAUGACCGUGUGGCGCGCCUUGCACAGCUUCGGAACAAGGCAUUAGCGCCGCUCCUAGACUUGCAUGACAUGGCGACAAGCGACACAACCGUCAUUUUCCUCAACGAUGUAGCCGCCUGUGCCGAGGACAUCCUCGAGCUCGUCCAUCAAAAAAGGGCCCUUGGUGCGGAUAUGACAUGCGCCAUGGACUGGACAUAUGUUGGCGAACACCCUACCUUUUACGAUGUAUGGAUCGCCCGCACAAUCAAUGGCGAUUCCUUCUUUGACAUCCCCCCCGACGGAAAUUGGGACUCGGCAUGGAAUCUGUUCUGGAACGCUGACGAGUCUCGAAAUCGAUUCUACGCGCAGCGUCCCUUCCAAGUCUUUUCAUGUUGGAACGGCGCGACAGCAUUCACGGCCCAGCCCUUUCUGGAAAAGACUGUGGCAUUCAGGGCAGCGAAUGAAACCGCCGGUGAAUGCAGACAAGGCGAGCCGCAGUUAUUCUGCAAAGACCUCUGGUUCAAGGGCUACCGCAAAAUUGCCGUAGUUCCGUCCAUAAACCUCGAGUACUCUGUGGAAAAGGCAAGGAAGAUCAAGGAACUCAAGGGGUUCACGUCUGACACGGUGUCAAAGCAAGAUCCUGCGGGCGAUGGAAUAGAUUGGCAGCUUGAUCCUCCAGACAGUGUCAAGUGCAUGCCUGUGUGGGAGAACCAGUAUUGGCAGUCAUGGAAUGAUACUUUGAAGCCGUAG